AUGGUUGAGGAAAGCAAACCUAUGCUGCUGAAUCCAGAAGACCGCAAUCACCCCGCAGAAGAAACAACCAACAACGAUAGCGUUCAUGAAUGUGACAUUGCCUCUACUGAACGUCCAGAUGUCCAUCCUACACAAGAAGAGACGACGCACAAUACUGCUAGUGAACAAGACAGUUAUAACUCUGGUGAUAACACAGCACCUGAUCCAACUACAGAGGCUUCCUCAUCUGCCGGGGCAGUUGAGGGAAAUCCUGCGAUGAAGGGAUGUAUCAACGUGUGGAACAUUCACUAUGGAGACAAUGUACAUGUACAUAAUUAUGACAUACCGCAAUCUCAGUCAUUGCCAUGUGAUAGCAUGCCAGACGAUACAGAGGACACCGGGAACAGUGAAAAUGUCCCAGAGGAAAGCAAUGUUGGCGACAAUGCUGAUGAACUGAACGUUGCACAAAACAGAGCUACACGUCUAGACGAGAUGGAAACAGAUUCUGCUGGGGAAAACUCACUGAGGCCAGAGCCUGAAGGGGAAGUGUCCUCUGACAAUAGAGAUACAUAUGAGCAAACCGAACCAAAGACUGUGUAUCCAUUUACAACUGCCGAAUGUGAGCAAACGGAACCAAAGGCUCUUUGUUCUUCUACAUCUGACGAAUGUGAGCAAACGAAACCAAAGACUCUGUAUCCAUCUACAUCUGAUGAAUGUGAGCAAACGGAACCAAAGGCUAUGUGUUCUUCAAAAGCUGAUGAACGUGUACAGACAGAACCGAAGACGAUGUGACGAGUCAAUUAAAUUUGACCAAAAGGUGUAGUUGGGGUCAUGUCAAUCCCCGUGUCUGUCCGUCCGUCCGUUAACAACCGACUCUUAACUGUACUGUCUCAGGGUUCAUAUUUAGCUUGAAAAUGUGAUAUCUCUGAAACCACUCUUCCAAAUGCAGAGAUAUUUUAUAAGUCGUUUCUAUGUUAUAGAUUGUGGUCAGCACAAACGACCUUUGACCUAUUUUCUGAAGCGACUUUAUAUUCACUAAAUGUUCCCUAAAAACAAAAGUCCAGCUAUUUAAAAAAAAAAAUAAAAAAAAAAAAUGAAACAUUAAAGUUGGACCCUAUGCCUACAUGUAUCUACAUUAAGCCUCCUCCUCUGGCUUUUUCUUGUAGUACGCCUGGCUGAAUGAGAAAGUCUAAUUCGACUGCAACCAAGUCCUCCUUUAUCAAAGUGCGUUUUUGACGAGAUCUGGCCUUGACUUCGAUCGAUAUAUUUUGUAAAUCUGUGCCAUUUUUAGGCCAUGUAGGCCUAUAUAACUUGGCAGUAUCCUGCAUUGUGUUACUGCAGCCGCAAGUCACGCUUGGAAUAAUCUCAAAAUUAGUUGUAAAAGCAUAGCGAUCAUCUCCUGUGGUC
Molecule: messenger RNA, 1386 nt
Organism: Liolophura sinensis
Lineage: Eukaryota; Metazoa; Mollusca; Polyplacophora; Chitonida; Chitonidae
Exons: 3
Coding region: 1-771 (256 amino acids)
Source: RefSeq, a predicted model, not a curated record